Messenger RNA from Acanthisitta chloris (rifleman), 534 nucleotides. Its product is annotated as NAD(P)(+)--arginine ADP-ribosyltransferase 2-like. NCBI's taxonomy places the organism in Eukaryota, Metazoa, Chordata, Aves, Passeriformes, Acanthisittidae. The record is from RefSeq and is a predicted model, not a curated record. The coding region runs from base 1 to 534 and encodes 177 amino acids. The transcript has 3 exons. Gene Ontology annotation, molecular function: NAD+ poly-ADP-ribosyltransferase activity; NAD+-protein-arginine ADP-ribosyltransferase activity.
AUGAGGAAGAAGCUGCCAGAGCUCCACCACUCUGAGUUUAAAAAAAAACCCUUCUAUGCCAAAGUCUGGUCCAAGGCCAGUGCUGAGUGGGAGAAAGACAAGUUCUGGCAGUCCCAACUGCAGCAGGAUCAGGCCAUUGCCAUCAGGGCUUACACUAUGGAGGACCUGUACAAUGAGUUCAACGCGGCUGUGCGUGAGGCUGGGAAGUCCCGCCAGGAAUACCAGGACAAAUUCCACUUCAAGGGCACCUGCCUGCGUGUGUACCGGGGGGUCGAUGGGACCCGUCUUACCACCAAGUGUGGCCAGACCGUUCGCUUCGGCCAGUUCACCUCCAGCUCUGUGAAGAAAGAGGUUGCCAAGAAAUUUGGCACUGACACAUUCUUUGAGGUGGAGACUUGUCACGGUGCCAAGAUCCAGGGCUUCUCCCACUACCCCACAGAGCAGGAGGUGCUCAUUCCACCCUUUGAGACCUUCGAUGUCAUCAGGGCAGGAGAAUCCACAGGGACCCUCUGCACGUCCCUGGGCUCCUCCUGA